Messenger RNA from Aspergillus terreus NIH2624, 1095 nucleotides. RefSeq names its product putative alcohol dehydrogenase. The record is from RefSeq and is a predicted model, not a curated record. The transcript has 2 exons. Lineage: Eukaryota; Fungi; Ascomycota; Eurotiomycetes; Eurotiales; Aspergillaceae. Bases 1 to 1095 code for a protein of 364 amino acids. Gene Ontology annotation, molecular function: oxidoreductase activity.
AUGUCGAAAGCAAUCUUCCUCACCAAAGUGGACGGCAAACCCGGUCAGGUCUACUACCCUCUCGCCGUGCAGACCCUCCCCAAGCCCACGCCCCAGGGCAACGAACUGCUCAUCAAGAUGACCGCCGCCGCUCUGAACCACCGCGAUGUUUUCUUGCGCCAACACCUCUAUCCCGGCAUCACCUUUGAUGUGCCAAUGGGCGCCGACGGGGUCGGCACCGUCGUCGCCACCGGGCCUGGCGUGACCAGCCCCGAAAAAUGGCAGGGCAAGCGCGUCAUCAUCAAUCCAGGCACAGGCUGGAACGACUCUCCCGACGGGCCCGAAGACCCCCGCGGCUACCGCAUCAUGGGCGGCACCAAGCUCUACACCAAGGGCACCAUGCAGGAGUACCUCACCAUCGACGCGUCCGAGGUCGAAGAGGCCCCCGAGCAUCUCUCCGACGCGGAAGCGGCCGCCCUGCCCCUGACUGGUCUCACAGGAUGGCGUGCCUUGAUAGUCAAGGCGGGUGAGCGCAACACGGGCCCCGGAGCGGCGGUCCUGCUCACCGGCAUUGGGGGCGGCGUGGCUCUCAUGGUCUUGCGGUUUGCGGUCGCGCGCGGCGCAGACGUCUAUGUGACCAGCUCGAAUGAGGAGAAGAUUCGCAAGGCGGUCGAGCUGGGCGCUAAAGGGGGUGUGAAUUACAAGGAGGACGGGUGGGAGAAGAAGCUCCUCGGCAUGUUGCCUGCCGGGAAGAAGUAUUUCGAUGCAAUUAUCGACGGCGCUGGGGGGGAUGCUGUCGAGAAGGCAGCCAAGAUUCUAAAGGCCGGUGGUAUCCUGUCGGUGUACGGCAUGACAGUCUCGCCCAAGAUGCCCUUCCUUAUGCAGGCCGUGUUGAAGAACAUCGAAGUCCGCGGGUCGACUAUGGGCUCACGCAAGGAGUUCGCCGAGAUGGUCCAGUUCGUCAAGGCCAACAAGAUCCAUCCGGUCAUCUCGCGCGUCCUCCAGACGGACCUUGGUGAUGUAGCCGGGCUCGAUGGCCUGUUCCAGGAUAUGAAGGAGGGCAAGCAGUUUGGGAAACUGGUGGUGGAGUUUGGCAAGUCGGGAAGCAAGCUCUAA